Molecule: messenger RNA, 426 nt
Organism: Suillus subalutaceus
Lineage: Eukaryota; Fungi; Basidiomycota; Agaricomycetes; Boletales; Suillaceae
Exons: 5
Coding region: 1-426 (141 amino acids)
Source: RefSeq, a predicted model, not a curated record
AUGAGGUUGAGGCCGGAAAUAUCGAUGUUGAAUAACUCCGUGACGGCGUGUCAGGCGUUGAUGAGCAAGGCAGAGGAAAGGGUGCUAAAAGUACGCCUUCAAUUACUGGAGAAAGACAAGGGCAGGGAAAGUGACGGACGAGUGGACAUUGGUGCGGUGGGGGAUGGCGGGUGUUCCGGAAUGAACAACCCGAGUUUUGUCGAGCGCCAGAAAGUUGUUGGUGAUCAAGUGAUUUUUACCACGCUGUUCCUACUACCCGGUGAUGACGAGGUUUUCGCUCGAAGGAGCCAACUAUCGUCCUCUCAGUUCUCUUACAACCCACUCACCCCCAUCUUACUACUGAUACUACCAAGCUCGAAGUUCUACAUGGAUUCCGAUGCUGACGAUGCAAGCAGCAAAUUUGCGCAAGUCCUCAUUUUCGUGUGA